Lichtheimia ornata is the source of this 1785-nucleotide messenger RNA. RefSeq lists its product as uncharacterized. The transcript has 8 exons. The record is from RefSeq and is a predicted model, not a curated record. Gene Ontology annotation, cellular component: membrane. The coding region runs from base 1 to 1785 and encodes 594 amino acids. Gene Ontology annotation, molecular function: transmembrane transporter activity. NCBI's taxonomy places the organism in Eukaryota, Fungi, Mucoromycota, Mucoromycetes, Mucorales, Lichtheimiaceae. Gene Ontology annotation, biological process: transmembrane transport.
AUGGCUUCACCGAGACCAAGUAUAUCAGCUGGAAGUCGACACAGUGGAUCUACAGUCAUUUCUUUGGAUGAUGCAAACGACAACAAGCAGGAAAAAAAGGUGGAACAACAACAACAGCAACAGCACGAACAGGAACAACAAGGCUCUUCACAGCAAGACGAAAAGAAACCCGCUCAAGAUGAUGACAAUGCCAACACCUCAACCAAGAAAUCGCCUUUGGAAAUCCUACGAAUCAUUGUGCUUUUAUUUGGCAUGAUGCUUUCUAUGUUUACGGUUACGAUCAAUAGUACGCUUGUGGCGCCGGCAAUGACUAUGAUCGCCACCGAUUUACAUGCUCUUAAUAACUCGACAUGGAUUGCCACGGCAUUUAUGGUUGGCAUGGUUGGUUUACAGCCACUCAGCGGCAAGUUUGCUGACAUCUUUGGUCGUAAGCCUGUACUCCUCUUUGGCUUGUCGCUCUUCUUACUCGGCUCGUUGGUCAAUGCACUUAGCCCUUCGAUAAACGGGUUAAUCGCAGGUAGGGCGCUUCAAGGAACCGGUAGUGGGAAUAUCAUUCCUAUCUUGUACGUUGUCAUUGCCGACAUUGCUCCCCUCAAAUGGCGUCCUCGAAUGCAGUCCAUGAUGUCGUUGAUCUAUGGCUUAUCGUCUGUGGUGGGUCCUCUCAUUGGUGGAGCCUUUGUGGAUAACCUUAGCUGGCGAUGGGAUUUCUGGUUGGAUGUCAUUCUUGCUGGUAUCGCCAUCAUUAUCAAUACUCUCUUGCUCAAAGAAACGGGCCAACCUCGCACCGAAUCCAUUAUGACCAAGAUCAAGCGUAUCGAUAUCCUGGGCGUUAUCACUGUUAUUGCAUUCAUUGUGUGCUUGUUGCUUGGCGUAACUUGGGGUCCACAGUAUGGUUGGAGCGAUUCGCAUAGCAUUGGCGCUUUUGUUGGUGCUGGAGUAGCUCUUAUUGCUCUCAUCAUUGUCGAGACACGAGUUGCCAAGGAACCACUGAUGCCUCGAGAAGUCAUGCUCAAUCCUGGCAUAUUUAUCGUUUACAUGUACAUGUCCUGCUUGGGUCUUUCCUUCAUGGGCACGUUGUAUUUUGCUCCAAUGAUGUAUCAAGCGGUCUUUGGUGCUGAUGCUACAGGAUCCGGCAUCCGCCUCAUUCCCUUUGUUGUGUGCCUAAUUAUUGGUUCCGUAUCGAGUGGCAUCCUCCUACCACGAUUUCCCUAUUGCAAAGUGUUUAUCAUAGUUGGUGCAGCAUCCAACGUUUUGGGCUACGGCUUAUUUUCCACAGUGGAUGAAAACGCAAACUGGGGUCGUCAGGCAUGUUUCUUAAUGUUCAGUGGCCUGGCAUUCGGUUUAUCCCAGCUCAAUGCUAUCAUGGGUGUGCAAUCGGUGGCUGGCAAGAAAUACAUGGCUAUUGCAACAUCAUUGAACAACUUUUUCAUGCUGCUUUGCGGUUCUUUGGCUAUCUCAGUAUACCAGACGGUCUUGCAAACAUUUCUACAAGCACAGCUCGUGGGUGUAUCACAAGAUGUCCUCGCUAUUGCCAAUGAGUAUGGUGCACUAAGCAACUAUCUUUAUAUCCGUGACAUGCCACAGGAAUACCAAGGCCCCAUCAUCCAUGCUUACAUGAAUGCAUUACACAACGUCUUUAUCAUUCCCUUGGUUGCCGGUGGCAUUGGCUUCAUUUGUGCUUGCUUUAUCCGCAACAUCAAGUAUGGCGUCGGCUUACGUCCCGCUCCUAAAAAGGAUGCAGAAGCUGCUCCUCAACAAGAAACGUCCCCAAACAACAAGCAAUAA